Molecule: messenger RNA, 6100 nt
Organism: Pundamilia nyererei
Lineage: Eukaryota; Metazoa; Chordata; Actinopteri; Cichliformes; Cichlidae
Product: kinesin-like protein KIF21A
Exons: 37
Coding region: 362-5131 (1589 amino acids)
Biological process (GO): spindle elongation; mitotic spindle organization; microtubule-based movement
Cellular component (GO): microtubule associated complex
Molecular function (GO): microtubule binding; microtubule motor activity; ATP binding
Source: RefSeq, a predicted model, not a curated record
CCGGCUCCUCCACACUCACACAGCGCGCUCCACCCGGGCCGGAGGAAGCGACGAUGCCUCCCAGGAGGUGACCACGGCUGAAUCCUUAGCCACAUUUCCCUGAACAUGGAAUCCAAAUCUAUUCAUAUAGGAUAGGUUGAGCCUUUAAAAUGGGGUUUAUUUCCAAGCCGGCGACGAGGUGAGGCGAAAGCGGCGGCCGCGGUGGAAGCCCAAGAUAGAAAGCGCUUUAUUGAGAGGAGCAGGGAGGGAGGGAGGGAGACCGCGACGCUCUCCCGUCUAAGAGGAUAAAGGGAAAAGAGAAAAAAAAGCGAAACUGAGCUAUAUUUAAGCGGGCUGUUUCGGGCCAGCCUCCCGUGCCACCAUGAGCAGCAGCAGCGGGCCGGAUGAGAGCUCGGUGCGCGUCGCCCUGAGGAUUCGUCCUCAGCUGCCCAAAGAGAAGAUUGAGGGCUGUCACAUCUGUACGUAUGUGAUGCCAGGAGAACCCCAAGUGGUCCUGGGCAAGGACAAGGCCUUCACCUAUGAUUAUGUCUUCGAUAUGGACACCCAGCAGGAGACGAUCUACACCCACUGCACCGAGAGGCUCAUCGAGGGUUGCCUUGAGGGCUACAACGCCACAAUCUUUGCAUAUGGACAGACGGGUUCGGGGAAGACGUACACCAUGGGAACUGGCUUCGAUGUCAACAUCGGAGAGGACGAGCUGGGCAUCAUUCCCCGGGCCGUGAACCACCUGUUCAGAGGAAUCGAGGAGCGCAGACAGGCCGCCACUGAGCAGGGCAGGCCUGUUCCUGAAUUCAAGAUCAAUGCACAGUUCCUGGAGCUUUACAACGAGGAGGUGCUCGAUUUGUUCGACACGACUCGAGACCUCGAGGCCAGGAAGCAGAAAUCCAACAUCAAAAUCCACGAGGACGCCAAUGGAGGCAUCUACACGGUGGGGGUCACCACCCGCACCGUCACCUCUGCAGCCGAGAUGAUUCAGUGUCUGAAGCUGGGCGCUCUGUCUCGCACCACCGCCAGCACCCAGAUGAACGUCCAGAGUUCACGCUCCCAUGCCAUCUUCACCAUCCACUUGUGCCAAGUGCGAGUCUGCUCCCCUGACAACAAUGAUAACGCGACGGAUAACCGUCUGGCUAACGACUCGGAGAUCGAUGAGUUUGAGACUCUGACGGCCAAGUUCCACUUUGUGGACCUGGCGGGUUCUGAGAGAUUAAAGAGAACUGGAGCUACAGGAGACAGAGCGAAAGAGGGCAUCUCCAUCAACUGUGGGCUGCUCGCCCUGGGAAAUGUCAUCAGUGCUCUUGGAGACAGGAGUAAGCGCUCCACUCACGUGCCUUACAGAGACUCCAAACUGACCCGGCUGUUACAGGACUCACUAGGUGGCAACAGUCAAACUGUGAUGAUCGCCUGCAUCAGCCCGUCAGACAGGGACUUCAUGGAAACCUUGAACACACUAAAAUACGCCAACCGGGCCCGGAACAUCAAGAACAAGGUGAUGGUGAACCAGGAUAGGGCCAGCCAGCAGAUCAGCACCCUGAGGACAGAGAUAGCACGACUGCAGAUGGAGCUGAUGGAGUACAAGACUGGAAAGCGCAUGGUGGGUGAAGACGGCAUGGAGGGCAUGAACGACCUGGUCCAUGAAAACUCCAUGUUGCAGACGGAGAAUAACAACCUGAGAGUGAGAGUGAAGGCCAUGCAGGAGACCAUUGAUGCCCAGAGAGCUCGACUCACUCAGAUCCUCAGUGACCAGGCAAACCAGGCUCUCGCCAAAGCAGGUGAAGGUAACGAAGAAAUCGGCAACAUGAUUCAGAACUACAUCAAAGAAAUCGAGGAGCUCAGAGCCAAACUUCUGGAGAGCGAGGCCGUGAGCGAGAACCUCAGGAAGAACCUGUCCCGGGCCUCCACUCGUUCCUCGCUGUACGGCGGCCCCGCCCUCCUCGCUCCAGGGAAGGAGGCCAGGGACGUCAUCGAGAUGGCCAAGAAAGACCUGGAGAAACUCAAGAAGAAGGAGAAAAAGAAGAAAAAGAGACUGAGGCAGUACGAAGAGAAUCACCAUCAUGAGCUUGAGGACGCCAGUGUUGUCAAAGAGGAGCUGCCGGACAACGAUCAGGAAAGAGGAAACGAGGAGGCAGAGGUGGAGGGCAGCGACCAUGAAGAGGGCGAGGAUGCUGAUGGAGAAGAAGAGGACUUUGAGAUGGCGGGAGAUGAGACAUCCGAGGAGUCUGACUCUGAAGAACUGGAUGAGAAAGAAAACGUUCAAGCCGACCUGGCCAACAUCACCUGUGAGAUCGCCAUCAAGCAGAAGCUGAUCGAUGAGUUGGAGAACAGCCAGCGGCGUCUGCACACUCUCAAACAGCAGUAUGAACAGAAGCUGAUGAUGCUGCAGAACAAGAUCAGAGACACGCAGCUGGAGAGGGACAAAGUGCUGCACAACAUGGGUUCAGUGGAGUCCGGUACGGAGGAAAAGGCCAAACGGAUCAAAGCUGAGUACGAGAGGAAGCUGACCUCCAUGAACAAAGAGCUGCAGAAGCUCCAGUCUGCCCAAAAGGAGCACGCACGCCUGCUGAAGAACCAGUCGCAGUACGAGAAGCAGCUCAAGAAACUCCAGCUGGAUGUGACCGAGAUGAAGAAAACCAAAGUGGCACUGAUGCGCCAGAUGAAGGAGCAGCAGGAGAGGAACAGGGCCACAGAGUGCAGGAGGAACAGAGAGAUAGCCUCACUGAAAAAAGACCAGCGCAGAGCUGAGCACCAGGUGAGGCAGCUCGAGGCCCAGAAGAGACAGCAGGAGCUGAUCCUCCGUCGGAAGAAUGAAGAGGUGACCGCUCUUAGGCGCCAGGUGAGGCCCGUGUCCGGAAAAGUGAGCAGGAAAGUGAGCCUACCUGAACCUCCUCAGGAACCCUCUCAUAGAGCAGUCCCAGGACGGCUGCAGUCCUCUAGUGCAAGCUCUUCCAACGGAGCCAGGAGUUCCCCAGUGCGGAUGGGAAGUAUCUACCUCAACAGAUCAGCCAGGGCCAAGUGGCAGUCACUGGAGAGACGCAUCAAUGACAUCAUCAUGCAGAGGAUGACCAUCUCUAACAUGGAGACAGAUAUGAACCGACUACUGAAGCAACGUGAGGAGCUGACUAGGCGACGUGAGCGAGUGUCUAGGAAAAGAGAAAAAACGGCAGUAGACGGCGCGGACGCCGACCGCUCCCUGGCGUCUCUGAACGAGGAGCUGGAGUCCCUGAGCGCCAACAUCGACUACAUCAACGACAGCAUCGCCGACUGCCAGGCCAACAUCAUGCAGAUGGAGGAGGCUAAGGAGGAAGGAGACACCGUGGAUGCUGCUGCUGUCAUCAGUUCCUGUAACCUAUCUGAGUCCCGCUUCCUACUUGACCAUUUCAUGACUAUGGCCAUUAAUAAGGGUCUGCAGGCGGCUCAAAAGGACUCCCAGCUGAAGGUGAUGGAGGGCAGGCUGAAACAGACGGAGAUCAACAGCGCCACGCAGAACCAGUUGCUCUUCCACAUGCUCAAGGAGAAAGCUGAGAUCAACCCGGAGCUGGACGCCUUGCUGGGCAGCGCUUUGCAAGAGUUAGGUUACCUGUCUCCAGAGAACGGAGAUGACAGCAGUAGUGAUGAAUCCACCCCCAGUCCAGCCACAGAGGGCAGCACACUGGCAUCAGAUUUAAUGAAGAUGUGUGGUGAAUCCAGACCAAGAAGCAAGGCUCGAAGGCGAACCACCACACAGAUGGAAUUGCUUUAUGCCAGCAGUGGAGAUUUGUCCUGUGAAUCCCCCACUGGAGACUUUUCAGCCCCUCUGCUGCCCCUCGCUGAGCGCCUGGAAGGACCGGCAGACAUGCAGGGUCAAGCGGUUGGUCAAACCGCUGACCGUGAGCAAACUGUUUCCCCAUCUGCGCUGUCUGCCAGGCCAGCUGCCAUUUCCAGAUCCAGAUCACCUACAGGAGCUGAGAGGAAACAACUGGAGCGCUCGCCGCUCAGCCGCAGGAAGAUGCACGAGAAAGGAAGCGUGGCGUCGCAGAUCCCAGGACCUGUACAUGCAGCUCCAGUUAGCACAGCGGAAACUAAAACCAAAGCCAGUGACUACAAAUCCCUGCUGGAGGACUCGCCUGCAUUUGAAGGCCACAGGGGUGUCAUCAACCCUGUAACAAGCCCCAAGAACAGUCGGGGGGGCAAACUUCAGUGUGUUUAUGUAGCUGAGGGCCACACCAAGCCUGUUCUCUGUGUAGACGCCACUGAUGACCUGCUGUUUACAGGGUCUAAAGACCGGACAUGUAAGGUCUGGAACUUGGUGACAGGUCAGGAGAUCAUGUCUUUGGCUGAUCAUCCCAGCAGUGUCGUCUCAGUCAGGUACACUUCCAGCCUUGUCUUCACCGUUUCCACUGCUUACAUCAAAGUUUGGGACAUACGAGACUCUGCCAAGUGUAUCCGCACACUCACGUCAUCGGGACAGGUGGGCUCAGGAGACACCUGUUCUUCUGCUCGGAGUUUAUCCAUCCCACCUGGAGAGAGUCAGAUCAAUCAGAUUACUCUCAACCACACUGGCUCUUUCCUGUAUGCUGCUGCUGGCAAUGCUGUCCGCAUGUGGGAUCUCCGCAAAUUUGCAUCUACGGGGAAGCUGACCGGCCAUCUGGGGCCUGUUAUGUGUCUGACAGUCGAAAAGUUGGGCAGCGGGCAGGACCUGGUGCUCACCGGCUCCAAAGACCAUCAUAUUAAAAUGUUUGAGGUGACAGAGGGCGCUCAGGGUAGCAUCACCUCCUGCCAUACGUUUGACCCCGUCCAUCAGGACAGCGUGGAGUCUCUCACUGUGCAUGGAGACUUUUUCUACAGCAGCUCCAGAGACUAUUAUAUUAAAAAGUGGGACUUGGCCAGUAAGAAACUGUUACAGUCAGUCAAUGCCAAGGCAGACUGGGUUAGUGCUCUGGGCGUGGUGCCAGGCUCCCCGGUUCUGCUCAGUGGAUGCAGAGGAGGGCUGUUGCGCCUUUGGCACACUGACUCGCUUGCACCCCUCGGUGAGGUCCAAGGACACGACAGUCCAAUCAACGGCCUGGCUACUAACAGCAGCCAACUGUUCACUGCCUCUGAUGACCGAACUGUGAAGAUUUGGGAAGCCAAAGCAUCUCUGGAGGAUGGAUUUUAAUGACUGCUGGAUUUAAUGACACAGGAUUGCUCACUGGCCAUCAGUCAGUCAACAUGAAUUAUUUGCAAAGUUUCUAUAACAUCUUCGACUUGAGAAAUUACUGACUGGGAAACCCAGAGAGGGUCCCAAAUCAAUAGGUAUGGCAGGAUAGGCCCACAAUAACCUUAAAACAUCCCUGAUGCUUCACUUGGAAUAGUUUCAGGGAAAUCAUUCUUUCCAGCUGAGUAGCAUUACUGACAUUUUAGGUCAAAACAUAAUCCGUGAACCUCUCAAGCUCCUAUAAUCAUAGAACUGCUGCAGUGGCCAGCUCAUUUCAUAGCUGUGACUGUAAUAGAGUGAAAAGAAAAGUAUGGAUUUAUUGAUCCAGGAGUUUGUGGUGUAUUCAACAUUCCCUGUCAGUUCAACGCAAGACAACAUGGAUACUGUCUAUGCAUAUUAUUCAUUUUUGCCAGAGCUACUAAGAAAAAGGAAAACAGAUUAAAUUAUUUGCUUCAUUGCACCAAUUUUUCUUCAUCAAAACCAAGACUGCUGAAAACGUCUGUGUCCCAAGACAAGACACGGAAAUAUUUAAACUCCAGCAAUAACUGUCUUUUUGUUCAAGUGAUGGGUGGUUUAUUGUGUCUUUCUGGCAUUGUUGUGCUGGUCUCUUUAUGUAUGCAUGUGUUCUCAGUUACCAAGGACCAACUGAAGCUGCAUAUGGUCUUAAUAUUGAGCUGUUACUGCCAAGCCCAUCAGAUUAAAGUAGAGGCCUCAAAAUAAGGCAUACACCAUGCUCCUUUAACACGGUUCUUAUACAGUUUAAAUUUACCCAGGCUUAGUCAGGAUUAAGCUUUUAAAAAAAUAAGUAAAAUAAAGUGACAAUGUUGUAUCUCUAACAAACUGCAGGUAUCAUAGCUGAAUAGCACUAUUCCUACAUUACAUAUUGCCUUAAAAAGCAGAGAGUACUAUCUGCUGAAACAUUACCUUUGA